This is a messenger RNA of Physella acuta, 2391 nucleotides long. RefSeq lists its product as uncharacterized. The record is from RefSeq and is a predicted model, not a curated record. NCBI's taxonomy places the organism in Eukaryota, Metazoa, Mollusca, Gastropoda, Physidae.
ACUUUCAGUUGCUCAGAGUGGGGCGCCGUCAGUUGCUCAGAGUUGGGCGCCGUCAGUUGGUCAGAGUGGGGCGCCGCUCUACGGGCAGUGGGUUAACUUCAGGCUGUCAACGGUUGCUCCAGUCAACGGUUGCUCCAGUCAACAGUUGCUCCAGUCAACGGUUGCUCCAGUCAACGGUUGCUCCAAUCAACGGUUGCUCCAGUCAACGGUUGCUCCAGUCAACGGUUGCUCCAGUCAGUCCGUGUCGAAACGAACCCUGACGUCAUGUCGACGGGCUGUUGGCGGAACGCCGGGUCAUGUGACAGUGUGACGUCAUGCAGGGCCGUGUUCCGCUGUGAGAAAGCUGGUGAUUACGUCAUCCGGUGGCACUGCCCAGCAAGAGCUGACGAUGAUUUCAACAAGACCGGCACAGGUGACGUCAUGUGCCCUGAUCAGCUGCGUCACGUGACGGACUGUCCGCCUCCUGUCGUCUGCCCGUCACAGGGCCACGUCAACAUUACGAGUGACUUCUACACUGACGUCAUCCUCGCCAUAGCUGUGACGUCAUUUGCAGUGUUGGCCCUCGCGCUCAUCAUCGCCUCCACCUACAAGUACUGGCGGAUGAGGAGGUCAAGGAGACCUCAGGUCCCACCGAGGCAGUUCCUGAUUCGUCCCCUCCCUGUGCGCUACCACAGCAUGUGGGGGGCCGGGCAGCAGCAGUAUGACGUCAUCAAGCCCCACAACUCUCCAGUCUAUGGAUCUUCCUAUCCUGAUAUUUACUUUUCCAGACCAUACGAGCAUCUGCUGACGUCAUCCGAGGAUUCGUUCGAUAAGCAUAUGGGACCCUACACCCGGCGACAUAGCGGCCAAGGUCAUGUGCGACAUAGCGGUCAAGGCCACUUGGGUGCCGGCAACAAAACUAAAACAGACCCGUCUAUCGUAACCGGCAGUUUCGUUUUUCACCAGCCCGGACUUGGCGGGAAAAAAACGGACGGAUGGUCGUACCCAGACGGUAGCGGGGUGGGUACCGAGAGCGGCGAGUCGUACCACAUCUACCGCGGCAAUCUAGGCCAGCAGCCGCUUACCAGCUCACCUCGCUGCCCAGGCCGCAGGGACAAGUGCUGCUCUGACCUUCACCUUGACUUCUCGUGCAACCCUCGUAUCUCGUCCAUAUCUAUCCCAACCUACGGACCGCAACCCGCUCACCAGAGGCGGGACCUGCGUGAGGAGAAAACAGAAAACUUUCUCAACCAAACUCUGGCGGCCAGCAGCAGACGGGCGUCACGUGACUCGCCUUACGGUCACACGGACACCCCACGGGCCGGCUACAUCCGGUCCUGUCAUAGCGGCCACACCCAGGCAUUUGUCAGGGUGGGGCUCAACAUGUGCCGCCACGCCAGACGGCCAAGCUCUGAGCUUGACGAGCUCAGCUACGACAGUUUCCUUAACGACCACCUACGGGAGCUGGCCGCUCAGGGCGCGGCGUCCAGCAGCACCCUGGAUGUUGGGUUUAGGCACAAAAUGUCCAGCCCAUCGUCCCAUUCUCGCUACUAGCCUAUUGUUUUACUACCUUGGCUGACCUAUUGUUGUCCAUUUCUCUACUGACCUAUUGUUGCCCAUUCCUCUACUGACCUAUUGUUGCUUAUUCCAUUACUGACCUAUUGUUGCCCAUUCCUCUACUGACCUAUUGUUGCUUAUUCCAUUACUGACCUAUUGUUGUCCAUUUCUCUACUGACCUAUUGUUGCCCAUUCCUCUACUGACCUAUUGUUGCUUAUUCCAUUACUGACCUAUUGUUGCCCAUUCCUCUACUGACCUAUUGUUGCCCAUUCCUCUACUGACCUAUUGUAUACCAUAUUCACGUUGACAAGUCGUGUUACAGUCUAUUAAUAGAUUCUAAUAUUUAUUCUUGUAACAGCGAAAGUUACAUUUCUGGUAUACAUCGACAAAUUAGGGGCUAACUAAAAUGAACACAUUUGAACAAGUCUAACAUUUUGUGACACGUAAUUUGUCUGGGCGCUAUCAUAGAAUAAACUAUUGAAUAGUUUGAAUCCAUGCAGCAUUUUGAAAAUGAAUCAACGGCUGAAUGUCAUUUCAUAAUUUCACUGAUGAAAUUAGACACCAUCUCUUUGUUGUUGAUUCGAUUCCCACUCCAAUAUUCAGGCUCGGGCAACGCUCAACUACAGGGCAGACACUGGGAGCAGGGCAACGCUCAACUACAGAGCAGACACUGGGAGCAGGGCAACGCUCAACUACAGGGCAGACACUGGGAGCAGGACAACGCUCAACUACAGGGCAGACAUUAGGAGCAGGGCAACGCUCAACUACAGGGCAGACACUAGGAGCAGGGCAACGCUCAACUACAGGGCAGACACUAGGAGCAGGGCAACGCUCAACUACAGGGCAGACACUGG